Messenger RNA from Solea senegalensis (Senegalese sole), 1511 nucleotides. Its product is annotated as G1/S-specific cyclin-D2-like. Gene Ontology annotation, molecular function: cyclin-dependent protein serine/threonine kinase regulator activity. Lineage: Eukaryota; Metazoa; Chordata; Actinopteri; Pleuronectiformes; Soleidae. The transcript has 2 exons. Gene Ontology annotation, biological process: regulation of cyclin-dependent protein serine/threonine kinase activity; positive regulation of G1/S transition of mitotic cell cycle; mitotic cell cycle phase transition. Gene Ontology annotation, cellular component: nucleus; cytoplasm; cyclin-dependent protein kinase holoenzyme complex. The record is from RefSeq and is a predicted model, not a curated record. The coding region runs from base 365 to 892 and encodes 175 amino acids.
UGGUGAAAAUACGAUGACAUGAUCCCUGAACCCGAGGCUUUUAUUUUGAAGGUUAUACCGGAAGUUGUGUUCCUCGCUCGUUGGAAGGCGAGCAACUCAGAAGAAGAAGAAGAAGAAGAAGAGGAGAAGUGAGCAGAGAGGAGGCAGCAGGAGAGGAGCGAAAACAGUCUCUGCUUCAUGCUUCGUCCGGGCCACUUCUCCUCCUCCUGCUCCUCCUGCUCCUCCUGCUCCUCCUCCUCCUGCUCCUGCUCCUGCCCGCUGUCGACAACACUGUGACAGCAUUUAUAUUUUUAAUUAGCGUCAUUUGAGCAUAAAAAGAGGGAGAGAGAGAGAGAGAGAGAGAGAAGGUGAAGGGGCCCGAGUCAUGGAGCUUCUCUGCCUGGAGUCGGACAUAACCGUGAAAGCUCAGCCUGACCCGAAAAUCCUCUUUGAUGACAGAGUGUUGGACAUUCUAUUGACCACAGAGGACAGGUUUUUACCUCGGUGCUCUUACUUCCAGCGGGUCCAGAAGGACGUUCGGCCGUUUAUGAGACGAAUGGUCGCGACCUGGAUGCACGAGGUUUGUGAAGAGGAGAAGAGCAAUGAAGACGUCUUCCCAUUAGCCAUUAAUUAUUUGGACAGAUUUUUAGCAGUGAUGCCCACGAGAAAGAGUUUUUUGCAGCUUCUGGGAGCUGUGUGCAUAUUCCUGGCCUCCAAGUUAAAAGACAGCAGGCCGCUGUCUGCAGAGAAACUCUGCAUGUACACGGACAACUCCAUCACACCACGGGAACUGCUGGUAAGCACUGGACUCUCAAAAGACCCAUUCAUUCAUCCCUUCAUCCAUUCAAUUGUUCAUGAGAGCCUAAAAAUGCAGUAUCACAUUUGGGAUGAUUUUAUAAUGCUAAUGGCUUAAUUUGUUACACAGGAAGUUUCCCAUUUUCUCUGUAAGUGGAGCUGUGCACAAUACAGCCACAUCCUUUCUUUGGGUCCAUGUGGACCGGAGAGGGAUGUGAUGCCAUCUAGUGGCAGUUAUGCAGCAUAGAGUUUGGCUUUAGCCUGAAUCAUAUGGAUACUUUUCCCAGAACAAAUGGACUUUUACACCAGGAAAGUAGCCAGAAAGCACUUUACAACGUUAUUACAGUAAACAUCAAGACGAUGUUAUCAGUUCCAGUUAAAACGACAUGCGUUUCCCGGACUCACCCAUGUUGUGCUAAAAUGCUAAAAGAGGAUCUAAAAACCAGAAAGUGGCAUCUUGAAUUCUCUAGUUUUGUCCAAACAAACAAAGACAAUGCAGAGAUAUGAAGUUGACAACACAAGCUCUGUGUGGAGCUUUGUACCACACACUCACACCUCCUCAUCCGCUGUUUUCAUGUGCUGUUCUGUGUUAAAACUUACAGUAAUUCUUAGUAGAGCUGCAACUAACAAUUAUUUUCAUAGCUAUAACAGAGAGAAGAAUAUUUGAUUGUUUUCAUGCAAAAAUGUCCAUUUCCUCCCAGUUGAAGCGAUUCCUUAUAAAUGACUCAACCAAUCAA